Messenger RNA from Lindgomyces ingoldianus, 740 nucleotides. RefSeq lists its product as uncharacterized. NCBI's taxonomy places the organism in Eukaryota, Fungi, Ascomycota, Dothideomycetes, Pleosporales, Lindgomycetaceae. Bases 136 to 678 code for a protein of 180 amino acids. The record is from RefSeq and is a predicted model, not a curated record. The transcript has a single exon.
AUGAGAGGGAUGCUGUAAUUGAGGAGUGCGUGGUCAGCGCACCUUAGUCCAGUACCCCUGCUUCUUCUACCGCUGUUGGAGUUGAGGUGCUGGAGGUCGUGAAGGUUGUAGAUGGUGAGUCAAUCAGCCCUACCUAUGGCUGGAAGUUGCAGCAUAUCUAUACACUUGGCGCUUCGUGCCCUGACGCUUGGCGUUCCUAUAUCUCCUCCCAGACGAGCCUUCCAGGAUUCUGUUGUGAAACUGUUUCCUCCUACUCCCAACAUUUCACACUUCCUCUUCCCCUACCCCAACCACUCAACUAAGCAACAGGCACCGUCACUGCCAUCACUCCCAUCUCAACCGAGCCCAGAACAAGGCGCAAUACCUCACUCAUCUAUUGAGCAAGAACGGAAAGAAAAGCCAAAAGAUCCUGAUCAACAUCAAGGAGAGGCCGGAUACGAAAAAGAAGGGGCCGAGUGUGACUACUGUAGCGUUUUACCAGAGACAGUCGCAUUCAUUCCUGGGAUCCAGAAACAAUUUGGUGCGGUACUUAACUAUUAUGGGAGAGGAAUAGGGAUUCUUACAGAAGUAGGCUGCGAUUUUGUGGAUGAUAGAUUAGAAGGAUCUAAGAUACAUGAACUGCAGUUGGGUUUCAAUUGUUUGUCGCACGGACACACUACAUUGCUUGUGGUGAUAUAAACGCUUUGUCUGCGUUCAGAAAGUAAGGUUAUGUUGACGUCGCAUCCCUAGCACAAAUUUCA